Branchiostoma belcheri (Belcher's lancelet) is the source of this 7862-nucleotide messenger RNA. RefSeq names its product serine/threonine-protein kinase MRCK alpha-like. The transcript has 49 exons. The coding region runs from base 366 to 5822 and encodes 1818 amino acids. The record is from RefSeq and is a predicted model, not a curated record. Gene Ontology annotation, cellular component: cytoskeleton; cytoplasm. Lineage: Eukaryota; Metazoa; Chordata; Leptocardii; Amphioxiformes; Branchiostomatidae. Gene Ontology annotation, biological process: actomyosin structure organization; peptidyl-threonine phosphorylation. Gene Ontology annotation, molecular function: ATP binding; protein serine/threonine kinase activity.
GUCCCAUCAUGCCUUGUGGUCCUGAGAAGAAUUCGGUCGGCCAUCUUUCCUCUAGCAUCGGCCUUCUGAAAGGAAGGCGCAGAAAAGACACGGGAUAGUCCCGUAUUUUACCGAGUCGUGGGGUUUGGAACCGAGAAAUCUGUGCAAGAAGACCAGUCGCUCCUAUGCUGUCGAUCUAACGCCCUUUCGUGAGGUAAACCACGCCGGAACACGACGCCGAUGCUAGGCAGAGAAUCACUCCAGGGGUCUGUUAUCAAUAUUUCUGUGUCGGGGAGAGGGCACUACCUCGAUCAACACCAGGGGAUGCCGUAUAUCUAGUCUCUCAAACUUGGUGUGAAAAUCUCCAGGAAGAACAAUCUGCCGCCAUGGCGCUUGAUCAGGUCGCAGAGGAGCGCCUUCGUCGGCUGGAAGACUUAUUCAGUAACGGACCCAAAGAAGGAGAGUCACUUUCAAUCGAAUCUCUGCUGGAUAUACUGCUGGUUCUGUACGACGAGUGUUGCGGGUCCACACUGCGCCGAGAGAAGAGCGUCUCCGAGUUCGUGGAAUGGGCAAAACCUGUGGCGGCAAGAGUAAAACAGCUACGGCUCCACAGAAGUGAUUUUGAAACUCUCAAGGUCAUUGGUCGUGGGGCAUUUGGAGAGGUUGCAGUGGUACGGUCCAGAACAACAGACCAAGUAUAUGCCAUGAAGAUACUUAACAAAUGGGAGAUGUUGAAAAGGGCUGAGACGGCCUGUUUUAUGGAGGAGAGAGACGUCCUGGUGAAAGGAGACAAGAGAUGGAUAACCAAGCUGCAUUAUGCCUUCCAAGACGAAGAUUAUUUGUAUCUGGUCAUGGAUUACUACAGUGGAGGGGACCUCCUAACGUUGUUGAGCAAGUUUGAGGACCGACUUCCAGAAGACAUGGCCCGCUUCUACGUAGCUGAGAUGAUCCUGGCUGUGGACUCCAUCCACAGACUAGGUUAUGUGCACAGGGAUAUCAAACCUGACAAUGUUCUGUUGGAUGUCAAUGGUCACAUACGGUUAGCAGACUUUGGGUCCUGCCUGAAGCUGGGGGAAGAUGGCACGGUCCAGUCCUCCGUGGCUGUGGGUACUCCAGACUACAUCUCUCCAGAGAUCCUACAGGCUAUGGAGGAUGGGAAGGGCAGAUACGGCGCUGAGUGUGACUGGUGGUCGCUGGGCGUCUGUAUGUACGAGAUGCUAUUCGGCGAGACGCCGUUUUACGCUGAGUCCCUGGUGGAGACGUACGGCAAAAUCAUGAACCAUCAAGAGAGGUUUGGUUUUCCCGAUGACAUCACAGACGUUUCUGAUGCAGCCAAAGACAUCAUAAGAAGAUUAAUAUGUGACCAAGCGGAGAGAUUAGGACAGAAUGGCAUCCAGGACUUCCAGGGACACCCCUUCUUCCAGGGCAUCGACUGGACCAACAUUUGGGACAUGGACCCUCCCUACAUUCCUGAUGUGUCCAGCCCCACGGACACGUCCAACUUCGACGUGGAGGACACCGACUUCAAGCAAUAUGAGUCAGUACCUCCUGCCUCCCAUACAGCGUUUACAGGUCAUCAUCUGCCCUUCGUAGGAUUCACAUUCACAAGUAAUAGUAAAAUAUCAGAUGCAGUAAGUUUUCAAGAUGGCAUCGAGAAGAGCCAGUCCUCAGUCACAUCCAACUCUGCACCCGACAGCCUCUCUAUCGAGGCCUACGAGAGGAGAAUACAUCGGUUAGAGCGGGAAAAGACUGAAUUAGCUAGAAAGCUGCAGGACUCCACAAAGGCCCUGCAGGCCACAGCCACAGUAGUUGAUGGGUUAGACAACAGCAAGCCUAAUGCAACCUCUGAUGUGGAGACCAGGCGUUUAAAGGACGAAGUGGCAUCCUUGAAGAAAAAGAUAGCAGAAACGAAUGUAGAUCAGCUGAAAAAGGACCUGCAAGAUGCUAUGGAACUCCGGGGGGAAUUGGAGAACAUAGGAGAAGAAAAAGCAGCACGAGUGAAACAGUUGGAGAAGCAGAUUCGUGUUCUUAAGGCUGACAAAGAAGACUACCACAGGGAGUUAAUCGAAGCACAGGAGCGACUGAAGACACAGAAUAAAGAGCUGAAGGAUGCACACGCUCAGAGGAGACUGGCCAUGCAGGAGUUCUCAGAGAUCAAUGACAAAAUGUCGGAGCUUCGGUCUCAGAAGCAGAAGUUGUCUCGCCUGGUCCGAGAGAAGGAGGAUGAAAUCGACAUCGCCAUGCAGAAGGUGGAGAACCUUCGUCACGACGUCCGCAAGCUGGACAAGGCCAAGAAAGAUUUACAGGCUACAGUUGACGACCUGCAGGCUGAGAUUCAGAAGGAGCGGAAGUUGCGGGAAAGAGGAGACCAGUACUCCAAACAGCUGGAGGAUGAGCUCGAGACCCUCAAGAGACGACAGGUGGGGAGAUCCUCAAGUAUUGGGGACAGUGAGAAGGAAAAGGAACUGGCAAGGGUAAAGGCCGAGCUGGAGAAGAAAGAAGUGUUCUUAGAGGAAGAGCUGGCCAGAACACAGGCUGCACAUUCUAAGGAAGUCAAGAGCCUGAAGGAGCAGCUGCAGGAUGCGGAAACCUCGCAGGCCAAGCUGCAGCGGGAGGUACAGGUGCUGCAGGACAAAGUCGGACAGACCAGGAGAGAAAGCGUGAAUGAACACCAGGAAAUGAUUGCUGACAUGCAGCGCAAGCAUGAGAGGGAGAAGAACAUGCUACAGGAAGAGAACAGAAAACUCAUCUCAGAGAUUGACAAGCUGUCAUCGGCCAAUGAGAAGCUGAUCAUCACCAGCCGACAGUAUGAGGAGGAGCUACGGGAGAUGGCAGAGAAGAAGGAGUCUGUGGCACACUGGGAGGCACAGAUUGCAGAAAUCAUACAGUGGGUUAGUGAUGAGAAGGAAUCACGUGGCUACCUUCAGUCACUGGCCAGUAAGAUGACUGAGGAACUGGAGGGACUCAAGAUGUCUGGUGUUGGGGCUCGGUCUGAGAAGAACUGGCAGAUGAGACGUUCGCAGAAGCUGGACAAACAGGAGCUGCUGGCCCUGCAGUCCAACCUGCGCUCAGAGAUCGAGGCCAAACAGGCCAUCAGCGAGGAACUGACCAGGGUCAAGGAGUCACACAUGGCGGCCGAGAGCAAACUGCGAGAGUCGGAAGCCAAGGUGGAGGAACUGACAGAAGAAGUGGAGAUGUUGAGAAGAGAAAUCGGCGAGCUCCGUGUCAGCCAGCCCAUAUCCAACGAUCUCCUCGCCACCACAUGGCCUCUGCAGGGAGACUCCAGCUGGGCCAUUGCCCAAGACGAUUCGGGUAUUCCCUGGCCCAUUAGGGCACAAUCCCACGCGACAGACCGUCCCGACUCUCAGAUGUCCUUCUUGACGUACUUCCAGAAGAACAGAUAUACUGAGAGACCAGAGGAGAGUGAUGAUGAGGUUUAUUUGAGUGAGAGCGAGGUGGAUUCCGUCAGUUUGGGGCGGGAGUCCAAGCCAGAGUCCAUCCCACAAACAGACUCCAGCAGUGAGCCUGAUGAGGACCUUCCACCUGCACCCCCCAGACCAGAUGUGAUGCCACGGCCCCCAUCUAUGUCAGGGCCCAGGCCCAAGGCCCACCAGUUCAUAGUGAAGACACUGACCAACCCAACCAAAUGUAACCACUGUACAUCGCUCAUGGUUGGGCUUGUGAGGCAGGGGGUUGUCUGUGAGACGUGCGGGUUUGUUUGCCAUGUGGCGUGUGCAGACAAAGCACCAGCAGUGUGCCCUGUGCCUGCCGACCAAACAAAGAGACCUUUGGGCAUUGAUCCACAGAGAGGAAUAGGAACAGCUUAUGAAGGCUAUGUCAAGGUUCCUCGUCCGGGAGGAGUGAAGAAGGGCUGGGUAAGACAGCUGGCUGUGGUGUGUGACUUCAAACUCUUCCUCUAUGAUGUCCCCGAAGGGAAGAAUGCCCAGCCUGGAGUGGUCGUGUCACAAGUGUUGGACAUGAGGGAUGAUGAGUUUUCUGUCAGCUCUGUCCUGGCAUCUGAUGUCAUCCAUGCCAACAGGAAAGACAUCCCCUGUAUAUUCCGGGUCACACAUUCCCAGCUGGACCCCCCGGGGCUGCAGUGCCAGACCCUGAUGCUGGCCGACAGCGAACACGACAAGGUCAAGUGGGUGGGAGCGCUGAACGAGCUCCACAAGAUCCUGAAGAAGAACAAGCUUCCUGACCGAUCUGUGGUUUCAUCAAACGAGCAGCCACUGGGAACUGUGAUCUACCAUGCGAAGGAAGUGUACGACAGUACCCUGCCUAUCAUCAGAACUGCGAUGAGUGCAGAGAUCUUAGAUCCAGAGAGAAUAGCACUAGGAACAGAAGAAGGACUGUUUGUUGUUGAACUGACCAAAGAUAGUAUUGUGAAAGUUGGGGAGGGAAAGAAAGUAUUCCAGAUAGAGGCAGUGGCUGAGGAACAAGUGGUGGUCGUCAUAUCAGGAAAGGGUCGCCACGUCCGCCUGCACCCCUGGGUGUCGCUGGACGGGUCCGAAGUGGAGUCCAUCAAGAUCCCCGAGACCAAGGGCUGUACUAUGUUUGCAAUGGGUGCCAUACGCCAGGGGUCCACCACGUGUCUGUGCACGGCGGUCAAGCGGCACGUGUUUGUGUAUGAACUAAACAGGACUAAGACCAGGCACAAGAAGAUCAAGGACUUGACCAUGCCCAACAAUGUGCAGUGGAUGGCUGUGACCAAUGGCAGACUGUGUGCCGGGUGGCAGUCAGGGUUCGCUCUCUACAGUAUUCAGGGGGAAGGAAGCCCACAAUUGCUAAUCAACGGUGAAGACACCACCCUGUCGUUCCUGACCCAUAACCCCAUGGAUGCCAUGUACGCAGUAGAGAUCACCACCAGGGAAUACCUGCUCUGCUUCAACACCUGCGGUGUGUAUGUGGAUGCUAGUGGCAGGAGGUCCAGACAACAGGAACUCAUGUGGCCUGCACCACCCGUACAUCUCUGUUACAAUGCCCCAUAUCUACUGAGCUUCAGUGAGAACCAGGUGGACGUGUUUGAUGUGAACAAAGUAGAGUGGGUACAGACUAUGCCACUCAAAAAGACAAAGCCGCUGAACCAAGACGGCAGCAUAGCCCUGUACCUGGGUGGAGACCCCCCACGGCUCAUCUAUCUCAGGGAUGGCAGACAAGAGCGUGACGCUGUCGUGAUCCAGGACGUGGCGGAGCAGGGGAAGGGCAAACAGAUGAUCCGGUCUCGCCGCUCCAACCGACGCUUCUCCUUCAGAAACAAGGAAGACGACAGGGGAACUGCAGGCAGGAAACCUUCUUCCCUGUUUGCCUCCAGGAUCCCGUCCGACCCUGAGCGCCGCUCGAAGUUGAUUUCCGCGCCCAUGAACUUCAACCACGUGUCUCACAUGGGGCCUGGGGAUGGCAUACAGAUCCUCAGGGACCUGCCUGUGAGAGGGAAGAGAAGCUUUAAAAAGUCUACUGGUCCAGGCAAGGGCUCCCCGCUACUUUCCCAUCACACCGUGCAGCCCCGUCUGCCUGAGGGAGAGAGUCGUUCAGGGAUGGACCGUGUGAAGAGCCUGUUCCACCCCGCCCCUGCCGGCCCCCCUCCCCCGGCCCCCGCCGUGCCACAGCGCUCCCACACCAUGCCGUACCGCCCCGGCGUGGCCACGGGAUUCACCCACGAACACAACGGGAACGUCCUGAGCAGGAGGACUCCCCGGGCGGCUACAGCGGCCACAGUCAGCGUGCCAUGCAGUCUCCCGACGGCUCGGUGUCUUCCAUGGAGUCAGAGAGACAGAGGACCAGCAUACAGUACCUACAGGAGUACGAGCGGGAGGAUUCCGACUCUCCCAGACACUCCAUAGGCACAGGUUCUAACAACAGCUCCAACCUGAGCAGCCCCCCCAGUCCUCAGUCCCCCCGUAGGAUAAGCUACACAGACCCUGGUGGAGACCAGCCACCCCCCUGGGGACGGCCCGGGGGUGACCAGCCCCCACCCUGGGGAAGUGCGUCGGAUGCGUAAAUGUGACUGCAGUGCUGUGCUAUAUGAACCAAGUGCCAUCCCGUGUGCAUGUGACUGUAGCCAAGGUGGUGCCACCAAAGCCUCUCUCAGGGCAGCACAGCUUGUCCAGUCUGCCCCCCCCCCUCCUCCUGUCAUAACCUUAGCAAAUAUUACACGGAAAUAUCAGGACAGGUGGAAGGACAACCGCCACCUGAACGUAGUGUAUGAUUAUCUGUAGUUGUUUUGUUCCAUUUUGCCUUGUUCACCGUCUAUGGUGCUGCUCCCAAGGAUCUCUCCACUCUCCAGACAGGGAGAUCUGGUGUUGGGGGGCUCUUUUAGAAUUUGGCAGUAGAAGUCAUUGAACUGUAAACAAUAUAUAACCAUCGGAGUCCCCCACUUUGGCCAGAACAGUACUGUAAAUGCAUUUACAUUGUACCUUUGCAGUGGUUUUACUUCACAGUAGGAGGGAAAAGGAAGGUUUUUGCAUCCUCUGAAGUUAACGGUUGAAGUAAUUCUGUAGUACAAUUACUAUAAAACACAUAUUCGCAGUGUUAUGAUUUUCAGUAAGAGGUAACAGCGAAAACCGUGAAAAUAAAACCACUGCGAAAGUUCCUGUAUUUACAGUAUCUGAUUGCUUCAUAGCUUUUAAUCCACAAAUGAUAUCAACCUUUUUAUCAUAGACAAAAUAUCGUAAAUAGUUUAUGGUGUUAGGAUAUACUCCCAGGUCACUCAAUUAAGAAUUUUAAAAAAAGGAGAAAAAAAAUAAGAUAAGAUGUAGUUAGACUAGUGCAGCCUUCUCUGCCAUGUGGACUUCCAUGAGUAUGUAUGUCCUCUGAGAGAAGGUCUACCUGACCGACUCUACAGAGGUGUCUGUAAAUAACAAGUACAUGUAUGGCACAUGCUCUGUACAGGUCACUUAUAGCCAUGUCAUCAUGCAGUGAUAUAUGCAUCAUUGUCCCAAACACUAGUGUGUCCAUCCAAAAGACUUUUAGGGAAAACCAUUUUGAGCUAAGAUCUCAGGAUGUUUCAGAAAGAAGAGAAAAGUAGUGUGUUGAGGGUAAUUUUCAAUUGAAGGUGGUGGUAGCCAGAAGGGUAUGAUCAGGGAGAUACGAUCCAUGUACUUGAUGGGAAAAUUUGUGUUGUGAAACGUAAAAAUCCAGAAUAAUAACAGGUGACUAGCUCCCUGGACAUAUAACUUUACAUACACAUGUAUGCACUAAGGCUUUUAGCAAUUUUAUUGAAAAAAAAAUAUUUUGUCAUCAAUGGUUAAUUGAUUAUGGCAGCAUUGCAUGCAACAUGUAUGAAUUACAAUUUUCUAUUGGUUUUAAUAUGCAAAACGUCCUACGAGACUUUGUACUGUGAUUCUGGUGUCUUGAAGCAACCCAAGAACUACAGUAAAGACUAGACGGAAACCUCUGACCAGUAGAAAGUGUCAGGUAGAACUCUAAUGUAUAAUUAUGUAAUGUUGCUGGUGACCAUGAAUAAUGUAUACUAUUAUUUGCAAUAAUCAGUUCCAAUAGCAGAUAUACCGAAAAAUCUUCAUGUAAUAUUUUGUCUUCCACCUUUUUUCCAUGUGUAAAUGUGUGCUUUGAUUGACCUUUGUGUACUUCUUGUGAAUAAUGCGGCGUCAAUGUUAAAUAUUGCUGUAGAUGAGGAAAUCAAGACUGCAGGAAAAUUUUCUACUCCCCCCAUCACCACCAGUAGUAGCUUAACAUGUUUCAGCUUCACCCCAACAUAUAUUCAUAGUCUGGAAAACUGUAGCAACCAGAAAUAGGACAAAAAUGGGAUGAAAGUAGCAUACAACCCAGAGCAGUUGCAUGUUGUAAGAGGUCACGCAGUCUUUUGUAUAAUAUUCUUGUAUAUGUACAAAUAUGAAAUACAUCAUGGCAAUGUGUUACAACCA